Molecule: messenger RNA, 1497 nt
Organism: Quercus lobata
Lineage: Eukaryota; Viridiplantae; Streptophyta; Magnoliopsida; Fagales; Fagaceae
Product: probable protein phosphatase 2C 25
Exons: 4
Coding region: 98-1228 (376 amino acids)
Biological process (GO): protein dephosphorylation
Molecular function (GO): cation binding; protein serine/threonine phosphatase activity
Source: RefSeq, a predicted model, not a curated record
AUUCAUAAGCUGUGUUUUGCUUUGCAUUCCAAAGAGAAAAAAAAAGAAAGAAAAACAUUAACAAACACACAACCAAGAACAAACAAAGUUAAACAACAUGUCUGUGGCAAUCUUAAACUCUCCAAUAUUUUCUCCUAGAGUUUCGUCAAGCUUGUGUAAAUCCUCAGCUUCUAUUACUAAAUCUCCUAGAGUUCUUCAUGGCUUACCACCAACCCCAUCACGAUCAUCAUCUUCGUCAUCAUCGCCACUGCCGCCUUCUCCAUCGACACCCUCAACGGUUAGGUUUAACAAACAGAUAAGUACUAUCAAGGAGGUUUCGUGUUCGCUUAAUGGGACGGUUUUGAAGAGGAAGAGGCCGGCGAGGAUUGAUAUUCCGGUGAUGUCACUGAGUUUCGGCGUUGAUACACCUAGAGCUGUGGAGAAAGUAGUGGACGUGGUAGAGGUUGAAGGGGAUGGAUAUGCGCUUUAUUGUAAGAGAGGAAGGAGAGGUCUAAUGGAGGACCGGUACUCAGCUGUCGUUGAUGUUCAUGGAGAUUCUAGACAGGCUUUCUUUGGUGUUUUUGAUGGGCAUGGGGGUGCAAAAGCUGCUCAAUUUGCAGCCAACCAUUUGGAUAGGCAUAUAAUGGACCAAUCCAGGAAGAGAUGUGCAGAUGAAAUUGUGGAAGCAGUUAGAGAUGGUUACUUGACCACAGAUGCCGAAUUUUUUAAGCAGGGUGUUGAAGGUGGUACUUGCUGUGUGACUGCACUGAUACAAGAGGGUAAUCUUGUGGUCUCCAAUGCUGGUGAUUGUCGUGCUGUGAUGAGCCGAGGAGGAAUAGCUGAGGCCCUCACAUCUGAUCACCGGCCUUGCAGGGAAGAUGAAAAACAACGAAUUGAAACCCUGGGUGGUUAUGUGGAUUCUCAUCACAAUGUAUGGAGAGUACAAGGGUCCCUAGCUGUAUCGAGAGGAAUUGGAGAUCGACAUCUUAAACAAUGGAUUAUAGCAGAACCGGAGACCAAAGUCUUAAAGAUUGAGCAUGACUGCGAGUUUGUAAUUCUAGCCUCUGAUGGUCUUUGGGACAAGGUUAAUAAUCAAGAAGCAGCAGAUAUGGUUCGUCCUUUGUGCACCGGAAUAGAAAAACCAAAACCAUUUUUUGCUUGCAAAAAGCUCGUCGACUUAGCAGUAAAACGUGGCUCUACAGAUGAUAUAAGUGUGAUGAUAGUUCAAUUAGGCAAUUUUCUUUCAUAAUUUGUAACUAUAAGAAGAUAGAAGAAUUCCGGCGUAUAUGGGGGAAUUAUAGUUGUCAUGCAAGUGUUUUUUUGGAGAAACUUGCAGCUUUAAGAAAGCUAGAAAGCAAGACCAUCGUGUUUUUGGAAUGUUAUUGAACAUUUCAAAGCUAGAAAGCCUCUCCUAGGAUUGUCCCUAGUAGAAGUUAUAAAACAUACAUAUCGCAUUUUGCAUGUAACUCUAUAUAUCCAUCCCAUUUAGAAGUUAAUAGCUUUUAUCACUUUAUUCUA